GUGUUCAUCGCGUCACCUUCCGUAAGAGAGUGUGCGAAAAUAAAAAAUUCAGCCAGAGAAGGCAAUCCGAAAGGGAGAGGAAGGGAUUGGAAAGCUAGGGUUUUCGCCAUGGCCGUCGCUCCCUUGGAGCUCGAAUCCAUUCUUGCGACGCUCUGUUCCUAGCUUCUGCAUCUCGCAUCCCCACAAAAGAAGCCGCCCGCUUUGAUUCCCCUCCCCCAUUCGAGGGUUUCCCUCCCCUCCCCUCCCCUUCCCUUCCCCCAAAUCGAAUCGCCGCAUUGCCGGCCGAGCAAGCAACCUACCCACCCGCCCGCCUACCUUCAAGACGGCGCUGGCGAUCCAGCAGGGGGCGAGGGCGGCGGAGGCGGCCGGAUAAUCGAUGUGUCCGCUGUGCUCCGUGCAGCGCUGGUCGCGCCGCGUCGCCACCAUGCUCCCGUGGCUCGUCAUCCCCCUCAUCGCCAUCUGGGCCAUCACCCAGCUGCUCCUCCCGGCCGCCUACCGCUUCGAGGUCACCUCCCCGCGCCUCGCCUGCGUCUCCGUCCUCCUCCUUACCCUCUUCUGGUAUGAGAUCCUCCUCCCGCGCCUCUCCCUCUGGCGCGCCCGCCGCUCCGCGCGCCUCCGCGAGGAGCGCCGCGCCCACGCCCUCGAGCUCCACAAGCUCCGCAAGACCGCCACCCGCCGCUGCCGCAACUGCAGCAACCCCUACAGGGACCAGAACCCCGGCGGUGGCAAGUUCAUGUGCUCCUACUGCGGCCAUGUCUCCAAGCGCCCCGUGCUGGACCUUAAUUCAGCCGGGAAGGUGCCCACCGGAUGGCCUUGCUCUCAGGAUUGUGGAUACUGGCUCGACCUCCGCUGCUCCUCCGGCAAUAACAACUCAUUCUUGGCAUUCUCAUGGCGCCUGCUGUCGUCCUUUUCCUCGACAGUAGCAAGCUGGUUCUUGAGGAAGAUAUUCAGAUUUACAUCGUCAGGGGAUGAUGAGGGCUUGGGCCCAGAUGGUAAAAGGUUGGCAAAGAGAGGGGAGAAUGUUGGAAAAGCUGAGGAGAGCAGGGUCGAGAAGGCGAGGAGGAAGGCGGAGGAGAAGAGACUGGCGAGGCUGGAGAGGGAAAUGCUGGAGGAGGAAGAACGGAAGCAGCGUGAGGAGAUGGCAAAGCUAGUGGAGGAACGGAGGAGGCUGAGGGAUGAAAAGGCAGAGGCUGAGGAGAGGUCCAAAAGCGCUACCCCUGUUGGGGAGAAGGAUGCUAGGAGGGAGGCAGAGAGAAGGCGGCAGGAGAGGAGGAAGAAAGAGGACAAGGGGUCAAGCAAGAGCAAUUCAGAUUGUGAGGACAUUGAUAGAAGAUUGGGCCGCGAAGGUGAUAGGAAGCGAGACUUCGACAGAAAGGGUGACUUGGACAAGCGUGAGGGUUAUAAGCCUCAUUACUUUGAAGCUAACAAUCAUAGUAAUAAGACAGUGGAGAGCAGAACAAAGUACUUUGGCCGUAUGACGGGUAGUUUCUUAUCUUCAUCAAGAGGUUUUGGUGGUGGUUCCUUCUUUGGCAGAAGUGCUCAGCCCCCUGCACCUCAAGUUAACAAGGUUAGUAGACCUGUAGUUCCUGCAACUGACCAGGGUAAUGCACUCAAAAGAGAAACCCAACAUACAGCCACUCAAGUUACAGCCAAACUCGCUACAGCUGGAGAAACCAGAAAUUCGUGGGCAAAUUUUAAUCGACCUGUUAGUCCAAAUGUGCAGCCACACCCUACGGGCCUUAAAAAGUCAUGGCAUCAGCUGUUUAGUCGUUCAGCAUCAGUGUCCCCUUGUCCUGAUGUUACAACUUCAGCCCGUGAUAUGAAUAGGAAGCCAGAACCAAAUGGAGCACAAAUAAGCAAUGCUCAUAUAUUUCUGUCUCAGUAUCCUCCUCUGGAAAGCAAGCCAUGUUCAAGCCAGUCCAUGCAAUUUCCAGGUUUCCCACCGCUUAAUGGAGCACCCCCCAUUAAGCCAUUACCUCAUUUUCCUGCUGGACACAUGCCCUUCUAUGAUGAUGCAGAAUCCACAGUAUUUGAAGAACCAGAACAAUUUGAAGACCCGUGCUAUGAUCCAGAUGCAAUUGCAUUACUUGGGCCAGUUUCAGAGUCUCUGGAUAACUUCCCUUCGGACUUGGAUUGUGGGUUCAUCUCAAGUGAUAUCACCAAGGAAUCGCAUGGGAGGCCUUCACCCAUUGAGUCCCCUCUCUCAAGAUCUCGAACAGUUGAAGAGAAUCCUAUUAAGCCUCCGCACUCAUCAGUCACAAAAGGGCCUGGUGGUUCCAUUUUGCCUGAGGCUAACAGUGAACAAGGCACUUGGCAAAUGUGGAGCACGCCAUUGGUUCAGGAAACUUUAGGUCUGCAAGGUCCUCAGAGUCAGUGGCUUCGACAACACACUAAUCAAUUUAACCAUAGUGUCAAUCUAUUCAAUGGUGGAACAGAAAGCUCCCUGAGUACUGGUUUGAAUGACAAUGAUCCAUGGCUGCAGAAAGCACCCUUUCAGCAACUGCCCCCUGAUACACCAAGCCUGUUUCUUCCACAUGAAGUACAAGGAAAAGCUAUACACAAUGACUUGGUUUUUGGGUCUCCAAACAAAUCAGCCCAUGAACACCCCUUUGGGCCGCCUGGCCAUUCUUGGUCUAAGGAGGAACUGGUGCUGAAUGGAACUCAGGAAGCAAAGCAUAUAUCAUCCCCGCCUUGUGCACAUGUUGGUGGUGGAGGCUUAUUUUCCUCAACAAGUCCUGAUGUACAAUCAGUGUGGUCCUUCAAUGAAAAAGAGACAGCAUAGAACGAACUUUGAUUAUAUAGAGGGAACGAGAUGUCGAGCCAAGACUUCCUUGCCUCCUUACAGUGAUGUAGGGGUUAGUGAGGAGAUGAGAUGGUGGACUGUGUUCCUUGAUGCAAAAGUAUGAUGAUUUUGUUAAGUAGCACUCACCUCACCAGUUAACAUGCGCCCAUGCCUUGCAUUAGGCCUGUCUAACCUGAGUGAUGUGUUGGGGGGCAUUUCAUCAUAUUAACUUCCGGAUUCAAUGAAAAAUCGGGAUGGGGACUUGCUUAUUGCGCA
Panicum virgatum (switchgrass) is the source of this 3058-nucleotide messenger RNA. Its product is annotated as stress response protein nst1-like. Bases 377 to 2782 code for a protein of 801 amino acids. The record is from RefSeq and is a predicted model, not a curated record. The transcript has 3 exons. Lineage: Eukaryota; Viridiplantae; Streptophyta; Magnoliopsida; Poales; Poaceae.